GACAGCUGGCAUUCGGUUUGGUGCGGUUCGGCGAUUUCGGUUGGAGUAAUUCCCCCCGGAUCCAGACCGUUCGAAUAGUGUCAGUUAGGCAGUCGAGUCGAGCGAUUCGUUCCGGAACCAGCAGCGAUCUUCCCGAUUCAGCAGCAAAAACGCGCCCGUGUGCGUUUGUGGAUAUUUUUGGAGUAAGGCAUUGCUUUUUUUUUGUGUGUGCUCUGUUUGUGCGGGCAGCCCAGGUGAGGAGGUGAUUAAUGGGCGAGUUCCAUAUCGGUGUGUGGUCGAGGACAGGUGGUUGGCAACAUUGACAGCUCAUCCCGGGGUGAGCCGUGCUUUAUUAGCGCGAUCCAGGUUCAAUAUUUUUUUCGUUCGCUGUCGAUAAUCGCGAGUGAGUGAGCUUCGCACCCAGCUGCUGGGAAAUGCCGAAAAAAGAACACGAUUCUUAAAGUGAAAGUUAAAGCGAGCGUGAAACCGUGCGAUGAUCUAGGGAAAAAUAAGUGAGCUGCAGAAAUGGAAAGAAAAACAACAACAAGCGGGAAGGAUGCGAGGUGAAAAUGAUGGCGAGCGGUCGAAGGGUAAAUCAUUAGCCGUAAGAGCCAAGCAUGUCACCCUUUUGAAGAUGUGAUUCAAACGUUGCGAGGGUGAAACGUGUUGACGAAUUCUGAUUGUUGUUUACCUUUGUACCAGUCUCUGUGUGUCGGUCGGGAGCGGGAAAUCGUGAAUGCUUUUUUUUCUCUCGAGGAAAAGUACCGACGGAAAAUCUAAAGAAUACUGACAAUGGCAGGAAGUGAAUAAUAAAAUCACCCUUCGAGGAACAGGAGGAUUUUCGCGAAUAGAUGUGUUUAGUUGAAUAUGACCGGAGCAAGUUAUUAUUACAAAAAUGAUGAUUGAGUGUGGAAACUGUGGAAAUUUGAUUAAUUCAAUGUGAUUUGCAGCAGCCAACCAACCGACCCGCAAAAAAACAAAAAAAAAAGAAGGAAAACGUCCUUUACAAUAAUGGGAUGGUGAAUGUUAUGCGAAAGGACGCAGUGUGGAAGUAGAACGUGAUCCUGUUGCGAAGAGAAGAAAAUUAAUGAUAUUACACUGUUGAAUAGAAGAGUGGCGCGGCAGUGGUAUUUCGUGGAAGAAAGCAACGCCGAGGAUGUGGAUUCGCUGGUAGCCUUGAAGCAGGAGAAUGGAAAUUACACAGUGAUUAUCGUCAAGUUUUGUUCAUUCUUCUGCCCGAGGACGCUUUUUUCCCAGCGCGCGGUGAAAAUGUGCGUAACGGACGUGAAUUGUUUCACUAAAUGCGGAGCCGAAUUGUUAAACUGCUGUUAUUUUUAGCCAGCACAAUAAAGUUCUCAGCGUGGAGGGAAAAAACUUCACGAAGAAAAAUCGAUUCACGAAAAAAAACUUUGUGUGAACCUGAUGAAUAUGGAUAAGUUUUUGGUCAGCGCUGGAGUCCGGGCGGAUUCGAGCGGACGAGUCGAGCCUAGAACUGGCCGAUGGUUUGCGCUCGCAGCCAUUUUCCAGCUGCUGCUGGCAACGCAUAGUAUUGAAGCGGUCCAGAAUCCACGCAUCAUCGAGCAUCCUAUCGACACAACUGUACCUCGCCACGAGCCUGCCACUCUCAACUGUAAAGCUGAGGGCCACCCGCCACCCAGCAUACAGUGGUACAAAGAUGGAGCAUCGCUUAAAAUUCUGCCCGGGUCGCACAGGAUAUUCCUGCCGGCGGGUGGACUGUUUUUCCUGAAGGUUGUUAAUUCUCGCCGGGAAAGCGAUGCGGGGGUGUACUGGUGCGAGGCGAAGAACGAAAACGGAGUGGCUCGCAGUCGAAAUGCCACCCUCCAAGUAGCAGUGCUGCGCGAGGAGUUCCGGCUCGAGCCACAGCACACCCGGGUGGCCCAGGGUGAGACGGUUCUGCUCGAGUGUGGCCCCCCGAAGGGCGUCCCGGAGCCGAUGGUUGCGUGGCGAAAAAACGGCCAGAAGCUGGACAUCGAAACGUCGAAACGGAUUCGCAUUGUAGACGGAGGCAAUUUGGCCAUCCAGGAUGUUCGCCAGACGGACGAGGGACAGUAUCAGUGCAUAGCGAAAAAUCUGGUCGGAGUGCGAGAGUCUACGAUGGCUUUCCUGAAGGUACACGUCAAACCAUUUCUGAUACGAGGUCCGCAUGAUUCAACGGUUGUGGAAGGGUCCUCGGUCACAUUCCAGUGUCGGGUGGGAGGUGAUCCCAUGCCGGAUGUUCUCUGGAGGCGAUCUGCCUCUGGUGGAAACAUGCCACUAGAUCGGGUUCACAUUCUGGAGGAUCGAAGCCUUCGGUUGGAGAACGUGGUUUCCGAUGAUGAAGGAGAAUACAGUUGCGAAGCAGACAACGCCGUCGGAGCGAUAUCUGCUACGGGGACAUUGACUGUUCAUUCUCCACCUCAUCUAGCGAUACGACCCGUUCCACAGAUGGUCGAAGCGUCUCACGAUGCAUCAUUCGAGUGUAAAUCUGAAGGUCGUCCCAAACCUACGAUAUUCUGGUCUAUUGAAGGCAAUCGAAGUUUGGUAUUCCCAGGCAAUAAAUUCGACCGUUUUGAUACUUCCAGUACACUCGAAGGGUCAACUGUCCUUACGAUACAGCAAACCAGUAAGACAGAUAAUGGUCUGGUGGUUGUUUGUAGUGCUGUUAACUCCGUUGGAUCCAUUAGUGUUCGUGCGCGUCUAACUGUGGCUUCACAGGAUGAUCGUCCUCCUCCAGUGAUAAUUCUCGGCCCAUCGAACCAAACUUUGCCGGUGAAAUCAGUCGUUGCACUCCCCUGUAAAGCUGUUGGUAAUCCAACUCCGAUCAUAUCCUGGUAUCUGGAUGGAAACCCAGUUAUUAACUCUGAACGAAUAAACACUACCGAGAAUGGUACUCUGGUAAUUCAUGACCUGGACAAAAGUACCGAUCAAGGUCUGUACACGUGUGUCGCGAGCAGUCGCAGUGGGAAGUCAACAUGGAGCGCUUUUUUAAGGUUGGAAGCUCCAACGAAUCCGAACAUAAACUUUUUUCGAGCUCCCGAACCUAGUGCCUUCCCUAGUGCCCCCGGGAAACCACAAGUUUUGAAUGUCACGAACAGCUCGAUCAGUAUAUCGUGGCUUCCUAGCAUCAAAUCUGGGGCAUCAGAUAUAAACGGAUAUUUGAUAGAAGUCUAUGCCACCGAUAUGGCGAAAAGUUGGCUCCCUAUUCCCUACAAGAUCUCCUCCACAAGCUACACGUACUCUCCGGUAACGGCAGAUGUUUCCUACACCUUCAUCGUACGAGCAGAGAACGACCAAGGUCUGGGAAUUCCAAGUCUUCUGUCUGAUCCAGUGACCAUCGGUCGGGGUAACAAUCAUGGUGAGGAUCUGAAUCUGAGCGAAGCUCAGGCGACACUCUCCUCCGGAAGCGUCGUGAACUUGCUAGAGGCUAACUCAUCCGAUUCGACGAGCGUUCGUCUUGCCUGGGAGAUCGUCAACGGGCAGUAUGUCGAGGGGUUCUACAUCUACUCACGCAAGCUGAACAGCAAUGGGACGUACAAAACGUUGACAGUGCUACAUGGUGGAGGAGCUUCCGCUUGUACGAUAAACGGGCUGGACAAGUACACCGAGUAUGAGUUCUUCCUGGUUCCGUUCUUCAAGACAAUCGAGGGGCGACCGUCGAACUCUAGAACUGCUCGGACGCUGGAAGAUGUUCCCAGUGCAGCUCCUGUCAACAUGGAAGCAGUCCUUUUGAAUACUUCGGCAGUGUAUUUGAAGUGGGAACCGCCCUCGAAUCACAGUCUCAAUGGAAAACUAAAAAACUACCACAUCAUCAUACGAGGGUACGAUGUCCACAAUCUGUCCAAAGUUCUAACGAACAUGACGGUCGAUGGUGAAUCCCCGAAGCUGCUACUGGCGAAUCUCUCCGCUGGCGUCACAUAUUCCGUCAGCAUUGCCGCCUCCACAAGGGUUGGCAUUGGGCCGUUCAGUGUACCUUCCAUUCUGCGACUGGAUCCACAUACGAAACGCCUGGAUCAAGGUUAUACCAGAUACCCAAUCAAUCAUGACUACUCCCACGAUAUCCUAACCCAGACCUGGUUCAUCAUUCUUUUGGGCUCGAUCAUUGCCAUAAUCGUGUUUCUCUUCGGGGCGACCGUCAUCUUCCGAAGGAUACAGUUCAUGAAACAUAGUUCCCUGAAUAGCAUGCAUGGAAAUCACGCAAUCGGGACGGUGCGCAAGUUCCCAACGCUGCCGCUAAAUCCGAACGGUGUCUGGAUAGACCCGGGUGGUGGCGUGUGGCGGCAGGCGUCCGAUAUCACCAAGGAAGCCAUCACGGACUACGCGGCCGUUUCGAAUGCACCCACGCUGCCGCUGCCGGACUACGAAAGACUAUCUCCUCUGAACAUGCCCGAUUACGCGGAGGUCGCCGGAUGUUCAUCAUUCAAGAAUGACCUCGGUGGAUCGCCAUCGUACGAUAAUUACGGUGCGUACGCGUCUACUACUUUGGUAGGCCGCGCUACCGGCACUCAUCCCGGAGUUGGAACCAUUCCUGUGACAGCAGCGACAACAGCAGCAGCUGCAGCUGGUGCCCAAAUGUACACCCAGAAUCAGUUUGAUGGGAAAAAUGUUUAUUCGGCUCCAACGAGCUGUCAUUACAAUAAUUUCAUAAAUCAACAUCAACUGCGUCAUCAGCAGCAACUCCACCAACAGCAGCAACAGCAGCAGGUCCUGGCCAACGCAGCCGAGGCCAAACGGUACGGCGGGAGCAUGAAGAGCCAGAAAAUGAACAUCAUCGAGAACCGGAUGGCGGACAUGAUGAACAACUUGGGUCACAGCCAGACCUCAGUGUCAUCCGCGUCGACGGCGGUGGCAGCCAUCCCGGGGUCACCAUACGGUGGCUCCAGUGUAAGUAAUCUCAACACGAACAGUAGCAGUAAUCUACUUCCGGCCGGAGCCACCGGCACAAGCGUUAGCGUUCCCCACACGCCCCUAUUCGGCACUAUCAAGCGAACUACAAAAUACAACAAAAUAGGCUACAAUAAGGAUAAUAAACUCAAUUUCGGUGAUAAUGGGCGCUCAACCGAGCAGCCAUUGUUCAUCAAAUCCAAGUAUGACGGAACAUGGACCUCGGUCCCCAGCACAACGGCGUCGUCUGCAAAUAACAUAAAUAUGAUUAAUAAUUCGCCAUAUCACCAGCAGCAGCAGCAGCAACAGCACUCGCAACAACAUCAUCAAUCCCAACAGUUGCCGCCUUUGGGCCAUCACCAUCAUCCGAAUGCUGGCAAAGGUACCACCGGCGGCAAUAUUCUGGAUCCGCUCCCGACAGGAGCUGGAAGCUUGGGAGUAUCACUGCAAACAAAUAAUUUAGAUAAUCAGCAAAUGCUAAACAAUAAUCCCAACAGCAAUAGCGGCAGCAACUCGCCGAAUUAUUUAAGCAGCUUUGGUAAAACGGAUAAUGUGUAAACUUUAGACGGUAGUGGCUCGGGGGUCUGGUCUGGCAAGUGACACAGCGCGCUCCGACAGUGGACAACGACCCGUGGCCUAGAUACGGUAAUGUGUUGAUGCGUUCCGAAGGAAUGAUGUGUUAUGUGUGACGAGUGUUAUGCGAAGCCGAGGAUUCUUAGGUAGAUUGAUCUGCUCUAGUGUUGAAUAAUGAUGCUGAGCGGUGGAACAGGAGUAUCAAAUGAGGUUUUCGAAAUUUGAUUACAAAUAAUUUACAACAAUGAUUUGAUUCUAGAAUGAUGAAGAUGAAAUACAAUUAACUUGGCUCUUAUCGUGCCCAUGGGUUGCCAUUCUCGAAACUAAGAAAUUAAUAUGAUAUUUUUACAUGUUCCUUUCAUCCUCAGCGCAUUCCGCAUGCGGAAGGACACCCGCAAUUCAAUUGAAAGUUUCACUCAAUGGAUUGUGUUGUUUGAACACCAGAUGCUCGGGUGAAUGAAUGCAUCGAUUCGUUCUGAGCAUGACGAUUGGAGGCCUCGCUUCAGUGUGAAGAAUGAAACGAAUAAACGUGAAGCGAACGAAACGUGCACGAAGCAAGAGAUAUACCGUUUUGUCUCAAACUCCGAACACUUAAGCUUUUUAUUUAUUUAUUUAUUUAUUCAAAUUUAAUUAGUAACUUGAGACGUUUGUCUCUUCAAUUGUUACACUGAUUUAUAUACAAAUGGUGCAUUACUGAUUAUAAAAUUAUUAAUUGUUGCUUUGAAGAAAUGAGUUUAACGACUAAAGUUCUCUAUACAUUUCCUCUUAAAUACUGUAUGUGAAUUUACAAGAGUUAACUCAUUUGGCAAUGAAUUCCAGUGUGAAAUGCCUCUCACGAAGAAAGAGUUACCAUACCUGGAAGUGAAGUGUCGUGGAAUUGCAUAUUUUUUUGAGCGUAAACCUCUUAGAGUUACUAAUUUUUCGUGUAAGUAGCCUGGGAGUUUUGUCCUUGCAAGAUUGAAUAAAAAGAUGCAACAUCUCAUCGGAGCAAAUUCACUAAACGGACAACCAAUCAGAUGAUAUUGGAGGUGAGAGACUCUGGCAAAUCUAUUCAGUCUGAAAACAUAUCGAACACAGGCGUUCAAUGCUACUUGUAGUUUAGAUUGCGCGAAAACUGAUGAGUUAGAUAAAAGAAAAUCGCAGGCAAUAAAGUGAGGCAAUACAAGGCUUUUGAAAAGCUUAAGUUUAGUGUCAGUGCUGAGGAAAGAUGUGGUAGAUAUACUUUUCCACAUUGUUUGAAAAUAUAUUUAUCAAAGCUAAAAUUAGCUUUGAUGGCGAUUAAACAGUGUCUCGUUACUAAAAAUGGUACUCUAUCGCGAAAUUAAUUUGAAUUUUGGAUACCAUAGAUCCAAUGAGGUACAUAUUGAGGUGGAGCAGUAGGCGAAGUAUAUCUGUAUUGGCAAGCAAAAUAUCGUAUCAUAAUUAUUUGCAUUCAAUAUAGAAUGUACAGGGUUUUCCAUUUCGGGCUUCCGAAAGUAUACAGCCCUGCGCUGACAACCGUUUGACAUAGCUGUCUACCAAAGCGUCAUAUCGUUAGUUGAAUGUCUGCCAUUUUACAAUAUGGAUCGUUUUAGCAUCGCACAACGUGUUAAUUUUGUUAAAUUAUACUAUAAAAAUGAUGAAAAACCGGCAAAUGUUUUUCGAGCAUUACGGACGGAUUUUGGUCGUCAUGGACGGCCUACAGAGCACACAAUCGCUAAUGUAGUGCGUAAAUUCGAACAAACUGGAUCCGUAGCGGAUAUUGUGAAACCUGUGCAUCAUCGUAAUGUGCGUUCGGCCGAAAAUAUUGCUGCUGUUGCUGCCAGUGUGGAGGAUGACCCGAAUGUUUCGAUUCCACGGCGUGCUCAGCAAUUGGGUUUGUCAAACACAUCAUUGUGGCGAAUUUUGCAUUUGGACUCGCACCUACAUCCAUAUAAAGUCCAACUGGUACAAAAAUUAGAGCGUGGUGACCAUGGAAUGCGUCGGGCAUACGUCGAUUGGGUGAACGAACAACAGCAGCAAAAUGCUGAAUUUUCGCAUCAAAUUUUCUUCAGUGAUGAGACACAUUUCGAGCUCGGUGGCUAUGUGAACACCCAAAAUUUCCGUAUAUGGGGCUCAGAAAAUCCACACGUGAUUGUUGAGAGGCCAUUGCAUCCGUCAAAAGUCACUGUUUGGUGCGCAUUAUGGUCUGGUGGAGUCAUCGGGCCGUAUUUCUUUGAAAAUGAAGACGGCGAGACGGUAACUGUGAAUGGUGAGCGCUAUGGCUGCAUGUUAACCGAUUUUUUUUUGCCACAAAUUGAAUAUAUGGAUACGGAUGACAUGUGGUUUCAGCAGGACGGCGCCACGUGCUACACAACACGACCGAACAUGGCCAUAUUGCGAACGAAAUUUGAGGGACGCAUAAUUUCGCGUUUUGGUGAUGCCAAUUGGCCGUCCAGAUCAUGCGAUUUUGGGGGUUAUGCGAAAAACCGUGUCUAUGCCAACUCUCCGCAAACUCUUGAACAUUUGAAAGACAACAUUCGUGAAGUUAUGAUCGAGAUACCGCCCCAUAUGUGCCGAAAAGUCAUCGAAAAUUAUCUGUUCCGGAUCAAGGUGUGCGAGGAAGCCCUAGGUGGACAUUUGAAUGAUGUUGGAUUUCACACAUAAUGACAUAAACCAAACUUUAAUUUGAAAUAAAAGUUUCAUCGAAAUUCGAAUUCUAAGUGUGUUUUAUUUUAAUUUACUUUCGGAAUUUAAAGUUGGAAAACCCUGUAUAUUAAAUUGUUUGCAAAGCAAGAAGUUGCAAGAAUUAUCCGUGAGACACGACAAAUGAAUUAGCAGGUUCACUACAUAUGUUUAAAAUCUCUGUUCAUGUGCAUCAGUUGAAGCAUGGUUACGUAAAUCGUUACAACUUGUGCGUUUUAUCUAUGCGUCGAUUUUUUCAAAGCAAAUCGUGGCGGGUGAUGAAAACGGGUCAUUUGAAACAAUCCGACUGACCCGGUGUUCACCUGAAAAAAAAAUUAUGAUUGUCAAAAAAAAUGAAUUAUGAAGUUGUCAAAUCGGAGGCGGACUUCAAGAGAAAAUGGAUUUCUGUUCAAAAAAAACUACAACCUGAUGUUGUACAGAACCUUAUGGACGGGGUAAAAAGGAAGGUGCGAGCAUACGGGCUUGGGCUUGAAGUAUGAAUAAAAAGAAAAUGCCAAAAGUUGUUUAAUAGUUUUUAUUUUACUGUCUAAAAUUUUCAAAAGGAUCGGUCUACUGGGCGAAUUUCUACAGCGUUUUUUCCGUGAUGCAAUUUGAUGUGACACACCCUUUAGCCGCAGGUGCAGAGGACUUGCUAAACCAAGUAUUUUCGGGGAGCCUGAAUAGUUCCAUGAUAUUGAAAAUUUCAAUCACUUUUCCCCUUCCCGUUACCGUAUAAAACUGCUGUUCGGUUAGCUACUUCAAGUGCGAUUUUACGUACCGCCCAUCGUCCUUAACAACGCAAUCAUACUUCGUGAGCUGUACCGCAUAUAGCUUCCGAGAUCGUUGUUUGUCCGUCGUUCUCCCUGUCGUCGCGGUUUGGAGUCUUCACCUUCUAGGACCGGUAGCGUAGUACUUUGGCUCGCUGAACUGUUGUGUGCGAAACACCCAAGUUAUAUUCGACGUCUGGGAUUGAAUGAUUUGGAUUCCGCUUGAAACUGCUAGCCACUUUUUUCGUCGCAGCUGCACCUCCGUCCUUCCAGUUUUCCUCCAAUCUAGGUUUCUUGGCAAUCUAUAAACAAGCCCCGAUCCCUUUAAACAUGAUCGUCACAGUUGAUUUGCGCGAGCAAAAUUUUUCUUUUUGAAAGUCAUUUUUAAAACUGAAGAGCAAACGUCAAAAUCAAAAUUAGUUAAUGAUGAUACUUGCAAGCACUUUGUUCCGAAAAAAGACCCCGUUCACCUGCCUUGGUCUAGCAGUAUCAUGCGUCAUUUGAAGACUGUUAAAAGAGCCUUACUAAGGAAAUUCUCAAUUGAUGACGUAAUGAUUUUUGUAAAUUACGCUAUGCAAAUACUGUUUAAAACAACAGUAAAUGGAUUCUUGGUAAAAAUUAACACACAGAGAUAUGAUUUGUCACCUGUCAUGAUUGUCGACCAUGCAGAUGCCUCCACGAUCUCUGGCAUUGGUGAAUUUUUCUGUCUCCAGUUCAGUUGUGUUUUCGACACUGAACCAAUCAGUAUAACCUCGUUCAAAAUGAUACCGAAAACACUCUGAUUCAAUCGAAAAUUGACUCCAAUUCUGAGAUCGGCGCUGAAAUGCUGCUCUAACUGCAGUCUUAUUGGAUUAGAGUGUAAAAAUUUUACUUCCGCCGGUGUCAAUACAGGAGGUCAUCUAGGACCUUUAAUUUUCUUGUUGUACCUUAACGGCAUCGUCUUGAUUCUUGAAUGUAAGAAGUUUUCUUCUGCAGAUGACUUCGAACUACAAACAUCAAUGAUCUAGGCCAGUGGUGGUCAGGUAUAGACAUGGUGCGGGCCGCAUUAGAAUUUUCAUUAUAACCGCGGGCCGCAAUGAUUUUUUUUCUUAUCACUGUUCCUAAUGAAAUGUCAAAUAUACGUAUUCAACUGAUUAUUUUUUUGACUCACUUUUUAUUUCAAAUUAGAAAGUAUCCAGUUCUAUACCUGUAAAAUUCAUAACUCGAGAAUAAAAUGAGAUAAAAACCCAAAACGUUUAUUGAAGGUAUAGAAGUAUCAAAAAAUAACAUGGAAAACGCUAAGGCCAAUCGUUAAUCACUGCAGCAUCUCGAUAGAAUUCUUUGACGAACGGUAAUUCCAAUGUUUCAAUGAGAACUGUGAAUAAUCCGAUGGAUUGGCAAAUGGUCAAUCAUUUGCGGAGAUGAAGUCUGGUAGGAUAAUUGCUAGUUUCGUUUUUUAAACGUUCUGGGAGUUUUUUUUUGCAUCAUUCCAAACAUAUUCGCUCCAAUCUGGGCGUCAAUAAAUGACUCACACAUCGAUGUACGCACCAAUUGAUCUCGACUGAUGAACGUUUUUGUUUCCGAAGAGGAUUGCGUUGAAGGCGUUCAUGUACAACUUAGAUAACAUUGUUCAGCCGUACCGACCUCGGUCGUCCCUUGUUGGGUCUAUCGCCAACAUCAGAUGUUUCUUUGAACUGUUGUAGUGUACGGAACACGAAUCGUUCGUUGAUAGAAAACCGUUUGAGCAGCUCCUAGAUCUGUUUUGACGUUUUCCCGCACUUAAAUAACGUGACAUUUGCCACACGGUUCUCGUACAGACCGAACAUUAUCGUUGCUAGGAAGCCAAACAAGUAGAGUAGAGUGGGGUCAAACCGGUCGGUUUCUUUUUGGAGAGCUCGUGCGAUGGUGUUUUUGCACCAAUUUUAAAAAUUAAGCACGCGUUGGAAAGGUUAUUUAUCUGGCAACAUUUUGGCUAUACUGACUUCAAGUCUGGCUAAAUAUUUUGCAAGCUAAAUUCAAUAAGGCGAAAGUACCUUUUUUCGAGAUUUUAAAAAAGUGAAGUCAAUAUAGGUCACUAUAUUUGGCGUAAAAUAAAACAAUAUACACGUUUACAAAAUUAGAGCUUGAACUUUUAUUUGAAGAAUAUGAAUAGCAUAGAUACUAUAAAAAUAAGGAACACAAAUAAUACAGGUUUUCAUUGACGCCAUUCUAGUAGAAAAAUCUCAAUGUAGCAAAUGAUUAAAAAAAAUAUGAAACUGUGGAAGAAAUCGUCAUCAAAGUGUGGAAUGGGAGUUCUGCAUUCCGGCUCACAUGUUUGCUUAGCUUUUGGACGACCACGUUUGCGCUUUGGCGCAUUUUUCUCCGAAUCCUGUUGCUUCUCUUUUUCGGCCAACUUUUGCUGUUUUUGGAUAAGUUUGCUACUUUUCUUUCUUCUUUUUUUUCGGCGAAAAUUUUUUUUUCUGGCUUGCGCGGCUGAUUUUUUCUGAGCUGCAGCUGCUUACUUAGCGCGUAAAGACUCCAGCAUCACUGAAUCAGUAAGAAGAGCAGAUUUACGUUGCUUCCGGCCUCGUUUCGAUGGUUUGCGCAGUGGAGCUUUCGGAAAAGGCCGAAUGUCUUCAAUUGAAAUUAGUUGGUCGAGGCUCGAUCGACUGGGCUCGGCACUCGAUGCAACAGCCUCUUGAUGGGCAUGCGAAGAACCAGCUUCUUGAUGGACAUUCGAUGGACCAGCCUGUUGAUUGGAAUUUGGUGGAAUUUGGCAGUUCAGCUAUGAGGUCGAUGGUAAUAGGAAUGCCGGAAUGGUUGAACAUCCACGCCUCGCACGAAUGAUCAAAAUACAUUUUGAGAGGCCCAAAUACUCCUCUAUCGAGACUGGUGUGCGGAGGUAGAGUUAACACUUCAGUAUUAUUCUCCUUACAAAAGUCUAAUCCAGAAAUCGUCAUGUGUGAUUUGUAGUUAUCCAUGAUGAGCAAAGUUUUCUCAGUGCUGGAUCGGAUCGCGUAAUUUUUGAAGUGAUGCAGCCAUUCCAAAAAUGUGUCGCUUGUCUGCCAUCCCGAACCAUUUGCUACUCCUCUUGCAUUCGUAGUGCUACGCAGUAAAAACUUGUCCUGGAAUUUUACCCGUGGAUAGAUGAAGAAAGGUGGGAUUCGAUCGCCCGCAGCUGACACUGCGAGUGCCAUUGUCACAUUCGUACUUCGUUCACCAUAACUUAUUGUACCGACACAUCUAGUACCUUUAGACGCCACAACGAAUUUGGUUUUGUGGACAGUGGACAGUCCCGUGUCAUCCAUAUAUUAUAACAGCAGCAUUAUACUCAUGUGAUUCGCGCACCUUUUCGUAAGUGUCAAAAAAUGCGUCCACUAUUGGCUUAUUGAAGGCUGCGGCACGACCAAGUGAAGUUUGCACAGGGCGGCGCAAACUCAAAUCAGAGUGGCGCUUCAUAAAUCCAUGCAGCCAAUCUCUGGUAGCUGCUGGUUCUUCGUCAGAAUUUUUCGCUGUCCAGGAGUCAGGCACUUUUUAAUGGCUUUAAUUUCCUUCAACUUGCAUGCGAAUUGAAAAGCGAGAGACCGUAUUUGUUGAAAUGAAAGUCCGUGGAACAUAUUCGCUGAUUUAACCAAGUAAUCACGUAACAACUUUUCUUGUUCGUCAUUGAAUACCUGCAGAUUAAAUAGAUGACCCUUAAAAUAGUUAUAAAAUGGCGCCAGUCAUUUAAAUUGCUAGAUUGUUUACUCACCCGAUAUGCCUGAUGCGCUUCCAGUAAUAACGAGCCUUUUCCUGUCACACGAGCACGUAAUGUUUCAAAUGGAAUGUUAAAUUGUUUAGAGGUUGAUCGGACACUGGCGCCCGAUCGAACAGCAAAGAUUGCGUUUUUUAUGUCCUCUUCACUUUGUUUUGAUGUUUUUCGCACAUAAUUACGCACCAUUUUGCUGUAAAAAAAAUAAAAAUCCAUUUAUCUAUUUUAUGUAAUUCAAAGUGGUGACCUAUAUUGCCCCCAGACGGCCGACCUAUUAUGCCCCCAAGCACAUGUUUCAUGUUGGUGUCCGUAUUUUUUUUGCAACCAAAAAUAUAGAAAAACGAACGAAUGAUCGUGUUAAGCAUUAAUUUUUACGUGAGAAUAAAACUUACUUGGCGAUUUUUUACGUGCAUUACACGCACUGCAGUGGAAAAUAAAGACAAUGAUUUGUCGCAGAAAAACACACGAAAACAUAAACGUCGCUGAAACUCAGGUAACUAACACAUGGCAACAGUCAAAAUGACAGCCGUGAACGUUGUUGUCUGCCACGUAUCCAAUCACGAAAAACAAGCGACAUCUGUAAUAACAUAGCGACGAUAACGCCAUCUACCUAUUAUGCCCCCAUACCGGUUUGACCCCAUUCAACUCUACUGAUGGGAACACGAAACUUUGUAAAAGUGAAGAGGAACAUCGAACUACACGACUGAAGUGAUACCACUUUUCUUCGCUCCAAUAUUUUCUGCUGAGAGCAGUCGCGAUUUCACUGACAGAAUUAUGUCUAUACUUGAUAAGUAAAUACGGUAUCACGAUUAAAUUGGACGUUCUUUCAAUCAUUGAAAAGUUUCUACAAUAUUUUUUGUUUGGAAUUUUUUGAGUAAAUCAGUUGCUCAUUUUCUAAUAGUUCAUUUUAUAUGACUAUUUGCGCAAUUCGGCUUCAGGCACGACGAUUGGAGUAAAAUUGUGUGUUUUAGAAGACGACAGUCAUUGAAAAUUUUAAUGGGAACUGGGAAGUAUAUGUUUGACUAGGUAAACUUCUGUCAUUUUCGAUAGAUAUGUAUAGAGAUGUUAGAGAUGUCUUAGUUUUGGUAAACAGUGGAGACAUUUUUUUUAGCGUGUUUAAGAUUUUUGAAAAAAUCAUUUCGCAUCCCUGAACAGUUCAAUGUUGAUUGUUUUUUUUUUUGCGAAAGCCCAUUUCUAAAUCAAUAAAAUUUGCCAACUGGAUACUGGAUUGAAAUUGAUGGUUGAAAUAUAAAUCUACGUUAUCGCUCCAUUUGAAUUCGAUAUUUUUCGCGUUGAAACCGGAACUGUGUGUAUACCUGUACGUAAUGCAUACUUUCCAUUCGAUUUUUUUUGCAUUUUGAAAAUACUUUCAUUUCUACAAAAACAACCAUUUCCUUUACACAACUCAAUUACAGAUGCGUAAUCAUGAUUUAAUCGUGUUUAAUCCUAGCUCGCAUUCAAAUGCAAACAAUUAUCCUGCGACAAAAUGCUGAAUCCUACCAUUUUCCUGAUAUUUCUGCAUCCGCACGGAGGCAACAAAAACUCUUGCAAAAGAGCAUCCUACCUUCCCGACGUGAACAAGAAAUGUAUCGAAUUAAGCACCCAAGCAUUGUGCAGCAGCUGCGCCAUUGCUGGCGAAGUGGCGAAGUGUAUUGUUCCCCUCGUGCGCUAGUAAUAAUGAUGAUUGUAUCCUCUCUGACUGAUGAAGUCAGCGAUAGUUACGGCGGAAUAACCCCUCCACAUCGGUGACGAUGGUGGUGGGUGGUCGGUCGGUCGGUGGGUGUUGGUGCACUGAUGAAGUUUGCUUACGCUCCAGUCGCUAUCAUGUCCCUAUCAUUUGUGUUUCGUACCUGCGCCUUUCCGGCACAUCGAUGCACUUCCGCAAUCCCAAAACGGUUUGAUUGAGACGAUUACGAAAAAUGAUGAUUAUGCUACCAUUGCUGAUGGGGUUGGAUCCUUUUGUCGGCGCCUUUUUGUGUCUGGUGGCGUCGGAGGUGAUCAGUACAUUAUCAUCAGCCAUUCUGUGGAAAGCUUCUGGUUGGCGUUACCGCCAAGUGGGGCAUUCCUUUGAGGAUGAUAAUAUAACAGAAGUGUUGAAGUAGCUGCUUUAUCGGACGGGACCAAAAUUGGUGGAUUUACUUAUUUGAAAAAUAACAAAUUGCUGACGGGAUUGACCCCACUUUACAGAACUUUCAACAUCCGUACCGCUCGUUAUGUCAAAAGUUUAUUUCCUGCAUCAUUGCCGGGCCACUCGAGCAAUGCAAAGAAAUAACGGCGAAAAGUUUCGAUUACAACGAACACGCAUUUCCCGGGUUAAUCCUCGUGGGAAACCUCCCACAGCAUCCAGCCAUGCUCACGUCGACGGUCGCAAUUAGCGUCAAAUUCCGUUGUUUCCGCCUGGAAGAUAAUAAUUGCACCCGCAAAAGUCACGAACAAUGCAGUCGCGCUGUUGUAUUCGCUCACACACACAUAGCGCACUUAUCGCUCAUUUACUCCGUUUCAUUUAUCCUGCUGGAUACAGUGGGUGCCAUCUACGGGACCAAACUACUGCGGGUGGUGCUGAUAGAGGGAAGGUAACACGGAUCUAUGUUGGAGUCGGAACGAGAAAGAACCUAUUCUCCAUUGGAAUGUGUGAAAUAGCUUUUACACGUUCACCUGGUUACUUCUGUAUGAGAUGACAGAAGUGAAAGAGGCUCUUGUUGCAGCAUUUCGAGCUUGUCAGGGUUCACUCUGGCUCAAUUAUGUGCCACCAUAUUACUAAUAGAUUGCGUCUGUAAUAUCAACAUGAGGCCUAGCAUUGUCGCUUUUCGGCCAACGCAUUAGAAGAUUACAAGAUUAUCGAAUCAUAACACAAAACAAUAAUUUUAACCACUAGCAGAGGAACAUUCUCAGAA
Messenger RNA from Toxorhynchites rutilus septentrionalis, 15446 nucleotides. RefSeq names its product protein sax-3-like. NCBI's taxonomy places the organism in Eukaryota, Metazoa, Arthropoda, Insecta, Diptera, Culicidae. The transcript has 11 exons. The record is from RefSeq and is a predicted model, not a curated record. Bases 1402 to 5418 code for a protein of 1338 amino acids. Gene Ontology annotation, molecular function: protein binding.